Glarea lozoyensis ATCC 20868 is the source of this 1509-nucleotide messenger RNA. Its product is annotated as Protein kinase-like (PK-like). Gene Ontology annotation, cellular component: cytoplasm. The transcript has 2 exons. Lineage: Eukaryota; Fungi; Ascomycota; Leotiomycetes; Helotiales; Helotiaceae. Gene Ontology annotation, molecular function: ATP binding; protein serine/threonine kinase activity. Gene Ontology annotation, biological process: autophagy; peptidyl-serine phosphorylation. Bases 1 to 1509 code for a protein of 502 amino acids. The record is from RefSeq and is a predicted model, not a curated record.
AUGCAUAAUGUUCAGUUCCCCCCUUCACCACCACAAUCCCCAGCCGGCUCAGAAUCAGUAAACUUCCGUGGACCACGAGGUUGUUCCGCAGACUAUCCUACACCUGCCUCUUCCCAACCCGGGUACAAAGCACGCCAACCUCAACAAGCGAAAGCAAGUCGAUAUUCUCUUCCUCCCACGCCAGAGUCGAGAAUAGGUAUCAUCCUGGGAAAGUCGCUACAGCUUCGAAGUAUCCUCGGGACUGGUGCCUACGGAGUUGUUUAUUCUGCGUUCGACUACGUUUCUAAUACCUGGUAUGCUGUCAAGGCCCUGAGCAAAACCAACCCAAAUGGAGAACCCUUGGACAGGAGACAGCGAGAGUUCCAAUCCCGGGAAAUCCAACUUCACUAUGCGGCGUCUGCACAUCCUAACAUAGUCUCUAUGCUCAAGAUUGUGGAUGACCCAGAGUGUAUCUACGUUAUUCUGGAAUUCUGUCCAGAAGGAGACCUUUUCUCAAACAUCACUGAGAAGGGCAUAUACGUGAGUAAUGACACUCUUGUCCAGAGAGCCUUCCUCCAGAUCUUGGAUGCGGUUGAGCAUUGCCAUCGACUUGGGAUCUACCAUCGAGACCUGAAGCCCGAGAAUAUCUUGGUUUCCAACGGUGGCCAUGAUGUCCUGCUUGCGGAUUUUGGCUUGGCGACCACCGAAGAGGACUCCGAGGACCAUGGUUGCGGAUCCACGUUUUAUAUGAGCCCAGAAUGCCUGGAUCAAUCUUCAAGAAAACCAUCAUAUAAAUCUGCCCCUAACGAUGUCUGGUCUCUUGGCGUCAUUCUGGUCAACCUUGCCUGUGGCCGUAAUCCAUGGAAGCAAGCUUCUGAUGAAGAUUCCACCUACAAGGCGUUCAAGAAGGACCCGAAUUUCUUGAAGACCAUCUUGCCUCUAUCAGAUGAGCUGAACGACAUUCUUGGUGAGGUCUUCCAGAGCGACCCAAGGGACAGGAUUAGCGUUUCCGAGCUGAAGAGUCGCAUUUUCCACUGCCAGAGUUUCUCCGCCCCACCACAGCAAACUGGACGCAUCUCGCUUGCGACACCACCCGCCUCACCACACGCCGCUCAAUUCAAUGUCUCCAACAUAUCAUCCACCUCUUCUGGCUCACAGUCAUCGUAUGAUUCGGAUGAAGGCUCCAUGCUCUCGUCUGGGUCAUCUUCCUCGGACGAGUCUGAUUUCUGUGACAGUCCGGAGACCUCUCCUACUUCAAUGGAUGUUGAACCCCCUACACAACCCUUGGAUGAGAGCUCGACCUCUGCCCUGACUACAGGUCCCACCCACCGUCAGCCUUUGGCUGAUGUUACGAACCAGAUGCCUAUGCAAUAUUACUCGCUUCCGCCACACGGCAACACUUUUCAGAAACCCACUGCUCAUUGCUACUCGCCGUAUGAGCAGCCUUACUCGUAUGGCAACUUCAACCAUGGGCAACCGUUCUACUACCAUCCACACAACUUUUACAGCCAACAGGCUCAAGCAUACUGA